Molecule: messenger RNA, 203 nt
Organism: Rotaria sp. Silwood1
Lineage: Eukaryota; Metazoa; Rotifera; Eurotatoria; Philodinida; Philodinidae
Source: the annotation of a GenBank genome assembly
CAAUUCAUAAAGUAUUUUCAAAUGUUGAACAAAUGACUUUUCAUAAAACCCAAUCUGAUUCAUCUUUAUUCUUAUUAAAUAAUUUACCUAAAUUAUCAACAUUGACCAUUCAUUUUUAUCAGUCGGAAAUACUACGCGAUAUGAAACAUGUUAUGUUAAUGGCAUUUGGUUUUUGGGUUAGUCGUGACGACAUUAAUACGUAA